GUGUGUUAUAUUAUAACUUAUAACGAUAUAACAAUGUCUUUCUCAAUCACUUUGGCUCUCUACUUCAUUUUGUCUCUCUUUACCUUAUCUUCUUCCUCUGCUUUCACUUCUGAACAUUAUUCUACUGCUCUUCAGUAUUCUAUUCUUUUCUUUGAGGGACAGCGAUCAGGGAAGCUGCCCUCUAACCAACGUCUCACAUGGAGGGCUGAUUCAGCCUUAUCAGAUGGCUCCUCCUAUCAUGUUGACCUUGUUGGUGGCUACUAUGAUGCUGGGGAUAAUGUCAAGUUUGGCUUGCCAAUGGCCUUUACUACUACAUUGCUGGCUUGGAGUGUCAUUGAGUUUGGUGACUCGAUGGGGAAUGAGAUUGAGAAUGCAAGAGCAGCAGUUCGUUGGGGGUCGGAUUAUCUAUUGAAGGCUGCUACUGCUGCACCUGAUGUCUUAUAUGUUCAAGUGGGAGAUCCAAACCUCGAUCAUAAAUGUUGGGAAAGGCCAGAAGAUAUGGACACGCCACGUACUGUGUAUAAGAUAACUGCUCAAAACCCAGGCUCUGAUGUAGCAGCAGAGACCGCAGCUGCGUUGGCUGCAGCUUCAAUCGUCUUCAAAGCAUCUGACCCUUCUUAUUCUAACAAAUUACUCGACGCAGCCUUAAAAGUAUUCGAUUUAGCAGACAAGCAUAGAGGUUCUUACAGUGAUUCACUCCAUUCAGUGGUCUGUCCAUUUUACUGUUCUUACUCGGGAUACAAUGAUGAGCUUCUAUGGGCUGCCUCAUGGAUUUACAAAGCCUCAAAAAACAGCAUACAUUUAAGCUAUAUACAGGCCAAUGGCCAUAUACUAGGAGCCGAAGAAGAUGACUACACUUUUAGCUGGGACGACAAGCGCCCUGGAACCAAGAUCCUUCUCUCCCAGGAUUUCUUAGUGCAAAGUUCGGAGGAGUUCCAAAUCUAUAAAGCACACUCAGAUAAUUACAUAUGCUCCCUCAUUCCAGGAACUUCCACUUCUAGUGGUCAAUAUACUCCUGGAGGACUAUUUUUCAAAGGAAGCGAGAGCAACCUGCAAUAUGUAACAUCAGCAGCGUUUCUACUUCUGACAUACGCAAAAUACCUAAGCUCCAAUGGGGGAUCCAUUCGAUGUGGGACUUCAAGGAUUUCACCACAAGACCUAAUAGCACAAGCAAAGAAACAAGUUGAUUACAUAUUGGGAGAAAAUCCAGAGAAAAUGUCAUACAUGGUGGGAUUUGGAGAACGAUACCCUCAGCAUAUUCAUCACAGAGGUUCCUCUGUACCGUCGCUUCAUGCACACCCUAAUCGAGUUUCUUGCAAUGAUGGUUUCCAGUUUCUGUACUCUUCUUCGCCAAAUCCAAAUCUGCUUCUUGGUGCCAUUGUUGGUGGACCUGAUAAUGGCGAUAAAUUUUCCGACGAUCGGAAUAACUAUCAGCAGUCGGAGCCAGCUACUUAUAUAAACGCUCCACUUGUUGGUGCCUUAGCUUUCUUUACAAAAACAACUUAGUGGAUAAUUACAUUUUAGUUUAGUUAGUAGAGUUUAUGGUUUAGGGUUUAGGUUGGACUUUAGUUCCGUACGAUUUACGGUUUUGGGUUUAGCUUGGAGUCGUAAGUUUGAUUCUCCACUUCCUUUGUGAAGCUAAAACGAAGCAUAUGAAAGAAAGUUGGAAACUUUGAUGUUAUCUAUCGUGCUAUGAUUUGACUUAUACUUAUGAAUCUAAUUAGUAGCUUUAAGGAUUU
Molecule: messenger RNA, 1739 nt
Organism: Cucumis melo (muskmelon)
Lineage: Eukaryota; Viridiplantae; Streptophyta; Magnoliopsida; Cucurbitales; Cucurbitaceae
Product: endoglucanase 1-like
Exons: 7
Coding region: 34-1506 (490 amino acids)
Biological process (GO): carbohydrate metabolic process
Molecular function (GO): hydrolase activity, hydrolyzing O-glycosyl compounds
Source: RefSeq, a predicted model, not a curated record